This is a messenger RNA of Ceutorhynchus assimilis (cabbage seed weevil), 2015 nucleotides long. NCBI's taxonomy places the organism in Eukaryota, Metazoa, Arthropoda, Insecta, Coleoptera, Curculionidae. The record is from the annotation of a GenBank genome assembly.
GUUUGUUGUUGUGUUGUUGUUUGCCAAGCAAGCCAGAAAAAUUUAUUAAAAAGAAAUUAUUAUGAAAAUAGCAGUAGAAGGUUGCGCCCAUGGCGAACUGGAGCGAAUCUACGCUACAAUUAGUAGCUUGGAGCAGCGGCAAAAUAUCAAAAUUGACUUGCUGAUUUGCUGUGGGGAUUUCCAGGCUUCCAGAAACGCGGAAGAUUUGACUUGUAUGGCCGUGCCCCCGAAAUACCGCGACAUUUGCUCGUUUUACAAAUAUUUUAGUGGCGAAAUAAAAGCUCCCCUAUUGACAAUUUUCAUCGGAGGCAACCAUGAAGCUUCCAACUACCUCCAAGAAUUGCCUUACGGUGGCUGGGUGGCGCCCAACAUUUAUUAUUUGGGCUACGCGGGGGUAAUCAACGUGGCGGGAGUAAGAAUCGGCGGAAUUUCGGGCAUUUACAAGUCCCGCGACUACUUGAAAGGCCACUUUGAAAGGCCCCCCUACGAUGAAAACACUAAAAGAAGUGUUUACCAUAUAAGAAACUUGGAGGUGUUUCGUUUGAAGCAACUAAGUGGGAAAAUUGAUGUUUUUUUGUCGCAUGAUUGGCCUACUGGGGUGUACCAUCAUGGCAAUGUGCCCCAAUUAUUGAAAAAGAAGCCAUUUUUCAAAGAUGAAAUUUAUAAUAAUAGUUUGGGUAGUCAACCUAGUGAGGAGCUGCUGAAACAUCUCAAACCAAGUCACUGGUUUGCUGCCCAUCUUCAUUGCAAGUUUACUGCAACUGUGCCCCAUCCAAACAACCAAACAACUGAAUUUUUAGCUUUGGACAAAUGCUUACCCAAAAGACAUUAUUUGCAAGUAGUGGAAAUACCCCAUGAUGAAACAAAAAAAAUCCAAAUUGAAUACGAUUUAGAAUGGUUGUCUAUUUUAUAUUUGACUAAUCAUUUGUUGAGUGUUAAAACAAUUAAUAAUUACAUGCCAGGGCCUACAGGUAGUACUAGGUAUUUUUUUACACCAACUGACGAAGAAAAGGAGUUUGUUUUGAAGAAAAUGCAUGGCACUUUAAAGGUACCUAAAAAUUUCCAACCUACAGCAACAGCUUAUAAUGGUAGCCCUGUUAAAGGACAGCAACAGCCAAAAGCUAAACUAAACCCACAAACUGUAGAGCUUUGUGAGAGUUUAACCAUAGAUGAUCCAAUAUUUUUAAUUUCUGAGAAGCAAGGAUUGAAUUUGAGCGUGGACAAUAGCUUUUUGGAAAAUACUACUUUUAUUGAUGACUCAGAUGAAGAUGAUAUUGAUACUAAUAAUAUGACUCCAAUGAAGCUGCCAGAGCCUUCACUAACUUCUACACCAAAUUUAAAUGUUUUUGAAAGUGAACUUGAACAAAAUACCUCAACACCAAAGAGGAAUAAUGAGGAAGAAGUUUCUAAUUUAGAGGCUAAAAUCGAUUCACAAAUGAAUACCUCAACACCAAAAAGGAAUAAUGAGGAAGAAGUUUCUAAUUUGGAGCCUAAAAGCGAUUCAGAGACACCUAAAAAGUUCAAAAGAAGAAAUGUUAGCAUGUAUGAUGAAGAAAAUACCAGUUGAUGGUUGUUUUUAAAUUCAGUGCAGAGUAAUUUCCUCACUUAUAAAUCAAGUGCAAAUAAUUUUAAGCAAAUUUUAUCAUUGCUAUAGGCAAAUAAAUGUUUUCCUUUUUUUAUUAACAACAAAUUGAAGUUUCAUUUAACAAAAAUAAUUUAAUUUAAGUACAACAAAUUUUGUAAAAAUGCAACAAAAUUAAAUUUUGCUAAUAUUCCUGCCGCUUCGCUCUUGUUGCUCGUUGAGCAAUUUAUAAGCAGGCAAAUAGAUUUCUUGUUCUUCCUGCGAAACGAGCAAACUGGGGUUGCGGAUUGUAUUUGUUGCGUUACCCAAUGAAGUGAAUCCUAAAUCGUACAGUUGACAAUAAGGCACUUUGUAGUAGAGCAAAUAAUCCCAUAUGUCUGAGUAGUGCCAGUCUAAAAACGGGCUACAGCGCAUUAUUUCUGGCCAGUCUGGA